Neocloeon triangulifer is the source of this 1775-nucleotide messenger RNA. It is a transcript of the gene STUB1, whose product is annotated as E3 ubiquitin-protein ligase CHIP. The transcript has 7 exons. Bases 265 to 1131 code for a protein of 288 amino acids. Gene Ontology annotation, biological process: cellular response to misfolded protein; protein quality control for misfolded or incompletely synthesized proteins; protein polyubiquitination. The record is from RefSeq and is a predicted model, not a curated record. NCBI's taxonomy places the organism in Eukaryota, Metazoa, Arthropoda, Insecta, Ephemeroptera, Baetidae. Gene Ontology annotation, cellular component: Z disc; cytoplasm. Gene Ontology annotation, molecular function: ubiquitin protein ligase activity; protein-folding chaperone binding.
AGUUUCCAGCUGUGUAUACAUUUUUGUGUCGGACGUUCUCCAAUUACGCAAGAAAGUUGCUCUUAUUUUAGAAAAUAUGAAGAAUCCACCAGCUCAGAGACGUUGCAUUUGACCAGGAAUUCCCUUGGACAGUCGCCGGUGCAGUUUUUCGACCGGACAUCGGGUGCAGUCGGCGAAAUUUGACAGCAUCGUUGUCACGAGCUUGCCCUUUUGUGUACGUGCUAAGCCCAGCACCGUCUCAACAUAUCGCAUUAGCAGUAGAACAUGAGCAAAUCACACAUGUACACCACGGCCAAUUUGUCGGACAAGGAGCUGAAGGACCAGGGCAACAGACUCUUCAGCCUGAAGAAGUACGAGGACGCCAUCAACUGCUACACAAAAGCGAUUAUCAAAAACCCCAACCAGCCCACGUACUUCACAAACAGGGCGUUAUGCUACCUCAAAAUGAAGCAUUGGGACAGGUGUGCGCAGGACUGUCGGCGCGCCCUGGACAUGGACCCUGCCCUGGUGAAAGGCCACUUUUUCCUUGGACAGUCUCUUCUCGAGACUGAAAGUUUUGAUGAGGCCACAAAGCAUUUACAAAGAGCAAAUGACUUGGCAAGAGAGCAGAAGCUCAACUUUGGCGACGACAUCGCCGGCCAACUGAGAAUUGCCAGGAAGAAGCGCUGGAACCUGCAGGAGGAGAAGCGAAUUGCUCAAGAAAUUGAACUCCAGUCGUAUCUCAACCGUCUCGUGAGACAAGACUUUCAGUCACAACUUGAGAGCAUACCUGUUGAAGGGUUGAGUGAGGAGGAAGCAUCAGAAAAAGCAAUGCAGCUGGAAAAUCAAUGUGAUAAUUACCUUGGGGAGCUAAAUGCGAUUUUCGCUAAAAUAGAUGAAAGACGGAGGAAAAGGGAAGUUCCUGAUUAUCUGUGUGGGAAAAUUAGCUUCGAGAUCCUCAGAGAACCUGUAAUUACUCCAAGUGGCAUCACAUACGAGAGGAAAGACAUUGAAGAACAUUUGCAGCGAGUUGGCCACUUUGACCCAGUAACUCGAGUUAAACUAACUCAGGAUCAACUGAUUCCAAACUUUGCUAUGAAAGAGGUUGUUGACAAUUUCCUACAAGAGAACGAAUGGGCACAUGAUUACUAAAAGAGUGGUUCGAGUUUUCCACAAAACUUUUCUGCAUCCAAACGUCACCUUUUGUUAUUUCUAGCCGGAAAAAAACUCAUUUUUAGCUCGUAACUACAUUUCUUACUCUGAUCUGGUGCCAUAGAUGUUAAAAUUUCCAUGAUUUGUUUCUUUUACGUAGCAGGAAUUCAACAAUGCAAGCCUAUGUUGAAAAUUAUCUGCACAAAUUUUGAAACAGGAAAAUGAGGCUUGGAUUUUUACAAUGUUGUUGCUUCGCUAGUACUUCGCUAACCAUAACAUGCAUUAACUUAUUAAUACUCUCUGGUACAAAACUUUAAACAGACAGCACAUGACAUGUAAAAAUUAUAUUAACAAACCUAUCAAUGUCUCAUUCGAAAAUAUAAUUCAACAUGCUAUUGUAAAAAUUGGAACCGUACAGUUCCACAAUUGGAUUUGUUUGAAUAUUUAUAAAUAAAUUAUUGUUAUUUGUAAAAUACUUUUCCCCAACAACGGCUGUCUGGGAAAAUUACGAGGCCUGCGUUAGGCUACUCCAUUGCUUAAAUGCUUAGCUUACAAUGAUUGUACAUAAAUGUAUAUGGUUAACUGAUUAUUAUUCUCAUAAAAUAAAAAUUUGAUGCGUCGUAUUUUAAGUUUUAUGAAAAAAA